AAACCUUACAAGAAUUGGCGUGCUUGACAUUUCACACACUCUAGAUUCAUUUUCCAAGUCAUAAUAAUAACAAAAAAGCAAUAUGGCUUGAGUGCCAACAUGAAUGCUGCUUUUUCUCCUGCCGAUUAACCAUUGAAUGAAAAACACACAUUAAUGCAAUUUGCAACAUCAAAGGGGCCAUUCGGUUUCCAAGAGCAAAUCUCAGGAGAGCUGGGGAAAGAAAGGAAGAAAAGAAACAAGGAAGAACAGUUUUCUAAAAACAAAAAAAAAUUGGGGAAAAAAAAAGUCAAGGGGCUUCCUGGCCCUGUGUGGUCCCCCAUCAUCAACACGAGCCUAUGAGCUGUCUGGGGCCCAGGCUUGCAACACACCCUGAGUUUAAAAAGCAGGGGCUGGAGGUUUUGUGGAGACACUCCUUUCCAGCGUCGAGGUGUAGUGAAGUCGCUCCUUUUCUCUGUGGCUCGGGAUGUGUUUGGUUUAUUGCCGGGCCCCCGGCGUGCUGCUCCUUUUGGCCCACCUCCUCCUGAGCACCAGCUGCAGUGUAGAGCCCGUGGAUGAAUGGGAGAAAGAACCUGCGUAUUGGAACGAUCAGGCCAGGAGGACAUUGCAGGCUGCCCUUACACUGCCACUACGAGUGCACCGCGCAAAAAACAUCAUCCUCUUCCUUGGUGAUGGGAUGGGUGUGUCAACGGUUUCAGCCGCCCGUAUACUGCGAGGUCAGAUGGAAGGGCAGUCGGGGGAGGAGACUGUUUUGGCCAUGGAUACAUUUCCAUAUCUCGCCCUGUCAAAGACUUAUAGUGUUGACAAGCAAGUGGCAGACAGUGCCAGCACAGCUACUGCAUACCACUGUGGUGUGAAGGCUAAUGCCAAGACAGUGGGUUUGAGUGCCAAAGCCGUGGCCUAUGAGUGCAACACAACUUUUGGCAAUGAGGUUUUCUCAGUGUUACAUCGUGCCAAAACACAAGGAAAGUCUGUCGGCAUUGUGACCACCACCAGAGUUCAGCACGCUUCCCCUGCUGCUGCCUACGCCCACUCUGUCAGCCGCAGUUGGUACAGUGAUGCAGACGUGCCCUCCGCCGCCCUCCGACAGGGCUGCACAGACAUCGCCACGCAGCUGGUGACCAACACUGACAUUGAUGUAAUUCUUGGCGGUGGCCGUAUGUACAUGACACCCAAGGGUACGCCUGAUCCAGAAUACCCCUCUUCAUCCUCUCGCAAAGGGGAUCGCAAAGACAAAAAGAACCUCAUUGACGUUUGGCUAAAGGCUUGUAAGGGAAGGAAUGCCCAGUAUGUUUGGAACAAAGAGCAACUUAAUGCAGUGAAUGUUAAAACAACAGACUGCCUGAUGGGUCUGUUUGAACCCAAAGAUAUGAGAUUUGAAGUGUUUAGGAAUCGUACCCGUGACCCCUCUAUUGUGGACAUGACAGAGAAAGCCAUUCAGAUCCUCAGCAAGAAUCCUAAAGGGUUUUUUCUCUUUGUGGAAGGAGGUAGAAUAGACCAUGGACACCAUGAUGGAGUUGCCAAGCUUGCUCUGACUGAAACCAUCAUGUUUGACCGGGCAAUUCAGAAAGCGUCUGAGCUGACCAGUGAAUCGGACACUCUCACUGUUGUCACUGCAGAUCAUUCCCAUGUCUUCACAUUUGGUGGAAACACCCCCCGAGGAAACCCUAUUUUUGGUCUGGCACCCAAGAAGGCUGAGGAUAGUCUACCAUUCACUAGUAUCUUGUAUGCUAAUGGACCAGGAUACUUUCAUGUGAACGGAACAAGAGGAAACGUUUCAGCGGUGGAUUAUUUUGAUGAAGAGUACAUGCAACAAGCUGCCGUUCCUUUAGAAUCAGAGACACAUGGAGGGGAAGAUGUGGCUAUCUACGCCAAAGGCCCAAUGGCUCACCUCUUUCAUGGAGUCAAGGAACAGAAUUACGUGGCCCACGUCAUGGCUUAUGCAGCAUGCCUGGAGCCCUACACUAACUGUCCACUGCAUCUUCAUGACUCCGGUGGAUGUAAAAACACUCUUUCAGGGCUUCUUAUCUCACUAACCGGCAUGUUUUGGCUUAUCACAAGAUGACAGACUGAGUGAUUGAGGCCCCAGGACUCUUUGGGGAUUUUUGGAGAUUUAUAACCCAAAUAGUUUAUAUUGAAGUUUGGUGCUCUCCAGAUGUGCAAUGCUGUGUAUAUAAAUGUAAAGAUUGUUUUGUUUUCUUUCUUUCUUUUUACAGGAGAUUUAUAUCCAGAAAUUUUUUGUAUAUAUUGCACAAUGGAAAACUCUUUUGCACUGUGAUUAUAAAUUUUAAAUGUGAGACCAAUAAACUUUGUAAAAGAAAACAUUAGUCAUAU
Messenger RNA from Megalobrama amblycephala (Wuchang bream), 2331 nucleotides. RefSeq names its product alkaline phosphatase, intestinal, tandem duplicate 1 (gene alpi.1). Gene Ontology annotation, biological process: dephosphorylation. Gene Ontology annotation, molecular function: alkaline phosphatase activity. The coding region runs from base 464 to 2062 and encodes 532 amino acids. Lineage: Eukaryota; Metazoa; Chordata; Actinopteri; Cypriniformes; Xenocyprididae. The record is from RefSeq and is a predicted model, not a curated record. The transcript has 11 exons. Gene Ontology annotation, cellular component: plasma membrane.